CAGAAAAGAGACUGCGACUGCUCUUCGUCCGAACACCAGAACAAUGCAAAUUAACAUCUGACCCAUCGAGAGGUACUGAUAAGCCGGUUAUUAAUACCAGACCCUCGGCAGAUUAUCGGACAUUUGCGUGAUGAAUACCACUGCCAUUGGAAGCGCAUUGUUGCUCGCUCGGCUGUGGCUCCUGUUUCUCCUCGUGCCUCAGCCAGGAUCUGGCCAGCUGCUGGACGCAGCAUGCGGGAUUCGAGCUGGCUCGGUGGCCUCCAAGGUGAUUCGAGGCAACAUCGCUGGAUUGACCUCUAGCCCCUGGAUGGUGUUUCUUCACUCGACCGACGAUCGUUUUGUUUGCGGCGGAACCUUAAUCACUCCCCGACUGGUUCUGACGGCAGCUCAUUGUUUUCUGCCAGGCACACACCUGGUUGCCCGUCUGGGAGAGUAUCAAAGGAGCCAGGACGACAAGUGCCACAAUACCGCGGCAGGACCCUACUGCACAAUGAGAGAGGAGCACUAUGUGGAUGCUGGCUUUAGGAAUAGACUCUAUGAUAAGUCAACGCAGUCCAAUGAUAUUGCCAUUCUACGGAUGAUUACACCUGUGGUCUACAAAGACAACAUAAGGCCCAUCUGCAUCGUCCUGAACCCCAGGUGGAGGAACUUCAUUGAUAACCUUAAUCCCCUAGUCGGAACUGGAUGGGGCAGGACCCACAAUGAGCCCGACAGCGAUCACCUGAUGACCCUGAAUAUCCAACGCCAGGAUCCUGAGAUCUGCUCCGAAUAUAUCAACAGUCCUCCCCUUGCGAGCAAUCAAUUCUGUGCCGGCAACUUGGAAAGCAAUCUGUGCAAUGGCGAUUCUGGUGGGCCAGUGGGUGCAAUGGUUCGAAUCGGAGACAAAAUGCGUUUCGUUCAGAUCGGCAUUGCCAGCUACACGAACCGGCAGUGCGCCUAUGCCAGCGUUUUCACUGACGUUUUGAGCCACGCGAACUGGAUUCUCCAGGUGGUGCGAAACUACGGUGACGGUCAGCCCAUAGCACGGCAAGCUCGGACACAUAAUAGACCGAAUAGGGCACCGCAUAGGCGAACUCAAGCACCGAAAUGGAGUCCUCCGGCGGCCCAGAGUAGCCAUCGUCGUCAAAGCUAUACAUUUUACACGUCAUGGCCGGCAACCUGGUAGAAGCAGCACUAC
Drosophila kikkawai is the source of this 1177-nucleotide messenger RNA. Its product is annotated as chymotrypsin-like protease CTRL-1. Gene Ontology annotation, biological process: proteolysis. The record is from RefSeq and is a predicted model, not a curated record. Gene Ontology annotation, molecular function: serine-type endopeptidase activity. Lineage: Eukaryota; Metazoa; Arthropoda; Insecta; Diptera; Drosophilidae.